Messenger RNA from Necator americanus (New World hookworm), 312 nucleotides. RefSeq lists its product as uncharacterized. The transcript has a single exon. NCBI's taxonomy places the organism in Eukaryota, Metazoa, Nematoda, Chromadorea, Rhabditida, Ancylostomatidae. Bases 1 to 312 code for a protein of 103 amino acids. The record is from RefSeq and is a predicted model, not a curated record. Gene Ontology annotation, molecular function: nucleic acid binding.
AUGUCGGAUCCUUCCGCGAAAGGUGAAAUCCGUGAGAAGAAGGUCAAGCUGAGCGUCUGGUGGGGAGUUCAUGGAAUCUACUGUUUCAAACUGCUGCCGGACAAAACGACAGUUACUGUCGAGGUCUACUGCGCUCAGCUGCAAAGACUGGCCGACAAGAUCCGCAAGGAGCACCUGAAGACUUCCCAGAAGAUUGAGGAGCUCGGAUUGGAAGUUCUACCGCACCCACCGUACAGCCCGGACCUGGCCUCCGAGCGACUACCACCUCUUUCGAUCGCUUUAACAUCACCUGGAAGAGAAGCGCUACGAUGA